AUGGAGAAUGAACAAUUUUUUGCAGACGAGCCCGAGGUCGACACACGCAACGCCUGUCGCACUGCCGAGGAUGCAGAGCAGCACUCGCGCCGCAGCGCAAGUCCCCUGCUGUCCGACAUGCCCCCAGAUCAUGAACUCCCUGAAGAGCAGAUUUUUGACAACGUAAAACCUCAGCCAUCAUGGAGGGCACCCAGUAUCUGGUGGCUGUUGCCAUUCGGCCUCCUGUUCAUGGUGGGCUUCGGUGGACUCGCCGUGCCCAAGAUCAAUUUGAUCAUCUCUCUGGUCUGUCGAGAUUAUCUCGCUGAAAAGAGUCUCAAAGAGCCCGGUUUUACUUAUCUUCCGGUCGCCUUCGGGAGAGACAAUUCGCACUGUCAAAUCCCCGAGGUACAGUCACUGGUUGCUCGGUUCCAGCUCUACCUCAAUCUUGCAGCUGGCAUUAUCUCGGCACUGGUCAGUCCCCGACUGGGGCAUCUGUCCGACCGGUAUGGACGGACCAGGAUGAUCGCGCUGGGCGCCAUGGGCGCUGUGCUGAAUGAAGUCAUCACCGUGAUUGUCGCGUCUUGGCCCGAACGCAUGCCGGUUAAUCUGCUCCUGGUCGGGGCCAUGCUGGACGGCUUGGGCGGGUCCUUCACUGCAGCACUGGCUUUGAUCCAUUCCUAUGCAUCUGAUUGCACGCCGCCCGAGCGACGGAGCGUGGCAUUUGGUCUAUUCCAUGGCGCUCUAUUCUUUGGAAUCGCCGCGGGCCCCAGCGGAGCAGCAUUCUUGAUUAAAAAGUCUGGCGGGACUUUGCCUGUCUUCUAUAUUGCCCUCGCACUUCAUGCGACUUUUUGUCUGGCCGUCGCUUUUAUUGUCCCCGAGUCUCUCUCCCAGGAACGCCAACAAGCCGCCCGUGACAGGCAUCGGGAGAAGACCGCUGACAAUGGAGCCUCCAACUGGUGCUCGUGGAGCUCUUGGAACCCAAUCCAUCUUGUGACACCUCUCGUCAUUCUCCUGCCAGCGGUAGGACGGCCGAGUGUGCUCUUUCCCACGCGCCGAGGCGCCACUCCGACUCUUCGACGAAAUAUUGUCUUGCUGGCCGCCAUCGACACAGUCGUCUUCGGCGUUACCAUGGGUGCCGGACAGCUCAUCAUCAUCUACGCUGAGUACAUGUUCCAUUGGGACAGCGUGGAAUCUAGCCUGUUCGUGUCGGUGAACAAUGUGGUGCGCGUGAUCAAUCUCUUCGUGGUUCUCCCGAUCGUGGCUCGGCUCUUCCGCACACCAACCAAGGACGACGGCAGCAUCCGCGGAUCCGAUAUGCUGGACAUCGUGCUCAUCCGGCUCUCGAUUCUCUUUGAUAUCUUGGGCUAUAUUGGUUACAUGCUGGCAAGGCAUCCAGCGAUGAUGAUCCUAUCCGGCGCCGUCGCGUCUCUGGGUGGCAUGGGAUCACCAACCCUGCAGGCCUCGCUCACCAAGCAUGUCCCUCCCGAUCGGAUCGGCCAGAUGCUUGGUGUCACGGGUCUUUUACACGCCCUUGCCCGCAUUAUCGCGCCGACUAUCUUCAAUCUGAUCUAUAGUGUGACCGUCGCCACCUAUCCUCAGGCUGUUUUCGUGUCCCUAGCGGCUCUGUUUGGCGUGGCGUUUUUCCUGAGCUGGCUUAUUCGACCAUACGUCAAUCUGGAUGAGGUCCCCUCGCAUUCGAGAGACGAGGCUAAUGAGCAUGGCUACGAUGAGAAUACCCCACUGCUGCGGUGA
Messenger RNA from Penicillium alfredii, 1731 nucleotides. RefSeq names its product putative tetracycline-efflux transporter. Gene Ontology annotation, molecular function: transmembrane transporter activity. Lineage: Eukaryota; Fungi; Ascomycota; Eurotiomycetes; Eurotiales; Aspergillaceae. The transcript has 3 exons. The coding region runs from base 1 to 1731 and encodes 576 amino acids. The record is from RefSeq and is a predicted model, not a curated record. Gene Ontology annotation, cellular component: membrane. Gene Ontology annotation, biological process: transmembrane transport.